Cyprinodon variegatus (sheepshead minnow) is the source of this 1133-nucleotide messenger RNA. Its product is annotated as olfactory receptor 2A12-like. The record is from RefSeq and is a predicted model, not a curated record. The transcript has 4 exons. Gene Ontology annotation, cellular component: membrane. Gene Ontology annotation, molecular function: G protein-coupled receptor activity; olfactory receptor activity. Gene Ontology annotation, biological process: G protein-coupled receptor signaling pathway. Bases 124 to 1131 code for a protein of 335 amino acids. NCBI's taxonomy places the organism in Eukaryota, Metazoa, Chordata, Actinopteri, Cyprinodontiformes, Cyprinodontidae.
GACUGACUUCAUGCUCACAUGUAGAGUAGUGGUUGUUAGAUGUUAUUAUACAAUCUCUGUUGGUAAUGCUUCUGAUUAGAUGUUUUUAUUUUUUGAUGCUGUCACUACUUGAGAAUUUUCUGCAUGAUUUGGAGAGCUGUCCUGCUUUGGAUGGAGAACCAAACAACUCCUCUCAAACAGCCGAUUGUUUUUGAGCUUGAGGGCAUUAAUGUACAGCCAGGCACUGGAACCUUCUUGUUUCUGCUGGCUUUGCUUGCCUACAUAGUGGUGCUGCUGGGGAACGGUGUGGUGAUCUGUGUUAUUAUGACAGACAGGAACCUGCACAGACCCAUGUUUGUCAUUAUCUGUCACCUGAUGGUCUGUGAUCUGCUGGGGGCCACAAUGGUGCUUCCUCGUCUCAUGAUGAAUUUGUUGAUGGGGAUAAAGAAGAUUGCCUACAUCCCAGCCAUCGCUCAAGCCUUUUGUGCUCACACAUACGGUGCAGCAAUGCUGACUAUUUUAAGUGUGAUGGCCUAUGACAGGUAUAUUGCAGUGUGUGAGCCUCUGAGGUAUCUCUCCAUCAUGACAUCAGCUCGACUGCACUGCUGCUGCACUCUGGCCUGGAUUGUUGCCCUGUUGCUUAUUUCUGUGCUCUUCUCCUUCCACAUGAACGUCCCGCUGUGUGGCAGAACGAUCAAUCAACUGUAUUGUAGCAACCGGGAUAUCUUAAACCUGGCCUGCAUUCCCACUCCCAUCAGUGACAUCUACGGUUUAGCCAUGACCUGGUCUUUAAGUACAGUGACCUUUAUUCUCAUCGCUUUUUCCUACAUCAGAAUCCUAAGUGUUGCCAUAAAACAAGGAAGAACAGACACCAGCCUCCGUAUCAAAGCCUUUCAGACCUGUGCUCCACACAUUGUUGUAUACGUGCUCUUUCAAAUCGCUUCAUUGAUUGUGAUUGUGAGUUACCGUUUCCCCUCCCUUUCCCAAAAUAUUAAGAAGUUCUUCAGCAUCCUCAUCUUCAUCAUUCCCCCAAUCAUGAACCCCAUCGUCUACGGACUGGUCAGUAAAGACUUGAGGGUCAGCUUCAUCAAACAUUUCUCUAAUCGAUUGACAACAUUACCUAGUCGUGCUGUAGCUGGUGUUAUUAGAUAGUU